Colletotrichum paranaense is the source of this 708-nucleotide messenger RNA. Its product is annotated as ThiJ/PfpI family protein. The transcript is spliced from 2 exons. NCBI's taxonomy places the organism in Eukaryota, Fungi, Ascomycota, Sordariomycetes, Glomerellales, Glomerellaceae. The record is from RefSeq and is a predicted model, not a curated record. Gene Ontology annotation, cellular component: cytoplasm. Gene Ontology annotation, molecular function: glyoxalase III activity. Bases 1 to 708 code for a protein of 235 amino acids.
AUGUCGACUAGGCCCAAGCUUCUCGUUGUCUUGACAUCUCAGGAUAUCCUACCAACUCGCGAGGACUUCAAGACUGGAUGGUAUCUUCCCGAGUUCGUUCACCCAUACAACGCUCUUGCCCCUCAUGUGGACCUCGUCAUCGCUUCUCCUAAGGGUGGUGUUGCUCCCCUCGACCCCUACUCCGUUGAGGACAGCAAAGACGAUGUAGAGUGCCAGAGAUUUCUGAAAGACAAGAAAGAUCUUUGGGAAAAAACUGAGACCCUGUCGUCUUUUAUCGGAAGGUUUGCCGAGUUUGCCGGCGUGUUCUACGUUGGCGGACACGGGCCCAUGUUUGAUCUCGCCGUCGACCAAGUCUCACAUUCUAUCAUCCGAGAGUUCUACGAAGCAGGCAAGAUUGUCUCGGCCGUCUGCCAUGGCCCCGGCGCCCUCGUCAAUGUCAAGCUCACAAACGGGGAGUACUUAGUCAAGGACAGCGAAGUUACAGGAUUUUCAAAUGCUGAAGAAGACGCCUAUAGCUUCACAGAUGCAAUGCCAUUUCUUCUAGAAACGGAACUCAGAAACCAUGGCGGGAGGUACGUGAAGGCGGAUCAGCCGUUUGGGGUGAAAGUCGUGACGAGCGGCAAGGACGGACGCUUGAUUACAGGACAGAAUCCACCUAGCGCAGGGGUUAUUGGGGACUUAUUGUUGGAAGCCAUCAGAAACCAGUAG